Mercenaria mercenaria is the source of this 2760-nucleotide messenger RNA. RefSeq names its product N-acetylglucosamine-1-phosphotransferase subunits alpha/beta-like. Gene Ontology annotation, molecular function: transferase activity, transferring phosphorus-containing groups. Gene Ontology annotation, cellular component: Golgi apparatus. The record is from RefSeq and is a predicted model, not a curated record. Bases 152 to 1447 code for a protein of 431 amino acids. The transcript has 9 exons. Lineage: Eukaryota; Metazoa; Mollusca; Bivalvia; Venerida; Veneridae.
GAAAAUCAUAUUGACGGUCUUUGGUCUAUCCUUACUUCGUUCAAUGAAAAUCGAAAAAUAUAAUUAUGCUAUACUAGUACAUAUUACAUGUAUCCUCGUCAUUAAACGAUCUUGGCAAUACAAUUAAUGUGGUUAUUUUUAAGACACAAGGAUGUCUUUGCAAAAAAUGAUUAUGAAUUGGACUGCAGUAUAUGUGUUUAUACUGAUAUCAUGUUUGAUUCUCUCUGUUUAUAUUCAUUUUCUGGAAGAAUGGAAUGCACUUGAAGAGUACAACUCACGUUUGUUAAAAGAAGGCAUAAACACGGACACUAUGCACACUAAUGUAGAGGUGGAUCUAAAUGAGCAGGUAGAUCUUGUUUACACGUGGGUAAAUGGCUCGGAUCCAAAUUUCAACCGCCAAUUACAUGAAUACCUAGCAUCAAUAAACAGAAAAAAUACAGAUGUAAUGGAAUUGAAUAGAUUUUAUGAUCUUGGAACUAUCAAAUACUCACUGAGAUCUGUUGAAAAGUAUGCCAGUUGGAUUCGACAUAUUUUCGUGGUAACAAAUGGACAGUUUCCAAGUUGGCUGAGACGCAAUCACCCGAAACUCACUUUUGUUACACAUGAGGAAAUAUUUGCAAACAAGAGUCACCUUCCAACAUUCGCAUCACCGGCAAUAGAAAGCAACUUGCAUAGAAUAGCCGGUCUUUCGAAAAGGUUUAUCUACAUGAACGACAAUAUUUUAUUAACCUCCAAAUUAGAGUUAUCGGACCUUAUAACAAUUGGGGGAAAGUACAAGGUUAAGUUUAUGACGGAAAGACCGUUCAUGUGCAACAAACUGUGUAACGUAAAUAGUGUAAACAAUGGCGUAUGUGAGCAGAACUGCCUUACAGAGAGCUGUGAAUUUGAUGGUGAUGAUUGUAUCGGUAAAAAACCUCCACCAUACCCUGGCACUGACGGAGCAUUUAUGUUCGACAGCUGGAUGGGUUCUAUAAUGCACACUUACUUCUUGCUCAAUAAAUGGUUUGGUCCAAAGGAUAGAUAUGUGGCAGAGCAUGGUGCACAUUUGUUUGAUAGAACUAUUAUCAAUAAGCUGAACAAAAGAUUUCCCAAGGAGUGGGAAUUAACUUCUUCUCAUAAGACCCGCCACCACCUGUCCGUCCAGUUCCAGUUUAUGUUUAUACAGUAUCUGAAAGAAACCGGACAAAUUGACGUAGUAUCAGAUAUGAGAAAAGCCCGAAAGUGCUGCAACAAGGUGAAACUCGUGGUGGAUAACAGAUCUGAUGAAUCCAGGAGGAAGCAGAUUGAAGUUUGUUCACUUGAGCUCAAACUGAAAAAACCGAAUUACCUUGUUUUGACGAACAGUUUUACCAUGGCGAUGUCAGAUAAAAGAAAAUCUAUAAUAGAAGCGGACAUCACAAACUUCUUGGAAACUCUAUUCCCAGAACCUUCAAGUUUUGAAAGAUAGAAUACUUCAGUGACAACUUUUAUUUUAUAUUAGACACAGAACACGGUUUUAUUAAUUCAUAAAUCAGGCUAAGAUGGUAUGCUGGAAAUAACGUAAUACUGUAUAGUGGGAUAUAUUCACGGUGCCAAAUGUUCGCGUUUUUUAGGAGUUUUGAAUUAACGGUGUCUUGAUUUCGCGGAAACUAUUUCGACCGCGAAUUAUAAACAUUGGUUGUAAACAAAAGAAAGGGAUGUCACUCUUCCUAGACAUGCAAAUAAUAACAAAUACGUAAGUAAGUCUGUCGUUGUCGUCUGAAUAGAGACGCAUAUAGCGUAUAAUACUAGUAAAAAUUCAACACUUGUGCGAAAAUACUAAAAUCGAUAAAAGAAAUGCAAAUACGUCCAGUUUCAAAUGUAUCUUUAAUUAACUGGUUUCACACUGUAGAUUACUUUAGCAUGUACAUAGUUGAUUGAAAGGAACUCAGUACUGAUUAAUGUUAGAGGUGCGUAUGUGCAUUAUUGUGUUUGAACAAACUGUUUUAUUCAUACAAAAAUGGUUCUUUUGAUAUUCAGACAUAAAUUCUGCUUUAUCAUCAAAAAUUAGAAAUUUUAGGUUUUCAUAAUUGUUUUAGUUAACAUGCUACAGUAGAGAAGCAGAUACAGGAAGUAAUCAUGUAUAAGAUUAAGAACCAUCAAUAGAUAACGGCCUAGGCGGGAAAAAACUUCUGAUGGAGCCAGUUUGAAGGCGUCUAAUUUUGUUUGCAGUCAAGGAAAGAAAUUAAGUACAGUACAUGUUCAAAAUGUAUGCCUGGCUUGAAAUUUGUAAAUACUAUCAAUUUUAGUAAAGUAGAUUUAAAUAAAAACGUAUUUCAUUACCUCUGUGCUUGGUUGCAUUCUAUGCUUCUAAACGUUGUUCGUAUAAAGUGUUUGAAUGCGACAUGAUUGCUGUAAAAAGUGAUUGGACACAGCAUUGUCCUUUCGAAUCAUGGAACCGAUUUAAUGUUUAAAUACUAUAUAACAGAGUUCCGCUUGGGCCUGUGCUAAGGGGCGCGAGGAGUGCUACACAUUUCACUUCCUCUCACGAACAGAUUCAAUCAAACCUCUUCCUCUCACGAACAGAUUCAAUCAAUCCUCUUCUAUCGCACUGGACUGGCGUUUUCGGUGAUUUUACCUAAAAGUUUCCACUGAUUUUACCUUUCCGGUGAUUUUACCUAUGCUUGCGAAACCCAAUUCGCAUCCCCAUGACAGAUGACUCUUGUGCUGUUAAUGACAACUAACGAUUUGUGUUCUGAUUAUAUAUUCUUAUGUAGAAUGGAAUAAAAUCAAAUACCUUCA